CCGAAGUAGGGUUUCAGUGGGUUUACUGAUGGGUGUUGUGCGGGUUUUUCUCCUAGAUGGUGUAGAUAAAUUGACCGUGUCUCUUGGAUACCUUCACGUACGUAGAGCAGUUCGACGUCUCAGAAUGUCUGCCAUGGAAGUGACGGAGACACCUGCUGCUGAGUCAGAAGAAAUGAAAGAUCAAGUCGAGGAGAUGCAACAGCAGAAACUUGAGGAAACGAAAAAGGAAGAAACACCUGCUCAGGAGGAAACAACAAAAGCAGUUGAUAGUGCCCUAUCCCAUCCUUCAGCUACUUCCGAAAACACUGAAACAAGUGCAGAAUCGGAAAAAAAAGAUACACCUCAGACUGGUGGGGAGAGUGGAAGUGGUGAUACUGCGACUACGGCAAGUACCACUAUCCCGACGCGCCAGUAUCUGGAUCAGACUGUUGUGCCAAUUCUGUUGCAAGCUUUGGGUGCAUUGGCCAAAGAACGUCCACCAAAUCCGAUCGAAUAUCUGGCCAACUAUUUGCUUAAGGAGAAGGAUCGUUUUUCGACAUCAUUCAGUCAGCAGCAGCAGCAGCAAAAUGAAUCCAGUCAUUAA
Messenger RNA from Loa loa (African eye worm), 583 nucleotides. RefSeq lists its product as hypothetical. NCBI's taxonomy places the organism in Eukaryota, Metazoa, Nematoda, Chromadorea, Rhabditida, Onchocercidae. The record is from RefSeq and is a predicted model, not a curated record. The coding region runs from base 29 to 583 and encodes 184 amino acids. Gene Ontology annotation, cellular component: Set1C/COMPASS complex. The transcript is spliced from 4 exons.